Symbiodinium sp. CCMP2592 is the source of this 1011-nucleotide messenger RNA. The record is from the annotation of a GenBank genome assembly. NCBI's taxonomy places the organism in Eukaryota, Dinophyceae, Suessiales, Symbiodiniaceae.
AUGGCGCUGACUUUCAGAUGUCGCCAUGCGUUCAAGCAAGUCGCAGCUGCUCAGUUGCCGCUCCGGAGGUUCGCUGAUGCUGCCAAGGCCUCCGCCCCUUGCGUGCCAGACUUCGAUCCGGAGAACGGCGAGGUCAUCUUCGCCUCCAGCGACACCAAGAAGCUCGUCUCGUCCUGGCUACUCUUAUCGCUUUGCCAACAGCGACUGCUGGUCGACUUGGGGGCGGGUGUGCUCGGGCAGAGCUGGAUCUGCAGAAGCCCGGAUAGGCCACUCAGCCGAGCGAUCCUGGCAGCCGUUCGAGAAACUGCGUUUGCACACUUCUGCGGCGGGGAGUCGCUAGAGGACUGUGUGCCACUGGCCAAGCAACUUCAAGAUGCAGCAGGCGUUCGCUGCAUCGUCGAUUGGGGCGUGGAGGAAAGCUGUGACCCGGGAGCCUGGGAGUCUAACGCAGACCGGAAGGUCGACACCUUGUUCCAGGCAAAGAAGAUCUUGGGCGCCAGCGCGGCGUUCAUGCCCAUCAAGCCCACCUCUCUGCUGUCCCCGGUGCUCUUGGAGCGAAUCACAACCAUCACGGAGGGCGGAGCCUCGAAGCUGAGCGAGGACUUUCGCGGCCAGCUAGCACCCGCUGACCGGCUCGAAGUAGAUGAGGCCUUGUCCCGAUUGCGGCGGAUUUGUCAGGCGGCCAAAGAUGCUGCCGUACCUCUUCUUCUGGAUGCCGAGCAUUCGCAUCGGCAGCCUGCCGUGCAUUUGCUGGCGCAGCAGCUGCAAAAGGAGUUCAACCGGGAUGAGGCCGUUGUGUAUGAUACGAUUCAGAUGUCGGAGUCUCAGAACCAGAAGAUGUAUGAGCUGGACAAGUUCCUCGGUUUGCCUCGACCUCUCUCGCGGUACCUGGCAGCGUCGCCGGGGCGCCUGGAGAAGGCUAAGCAGGACAACUACACCUGCGCCAUCAAGUUGGUCAGAGGUAGCAUUGGGGGGACCCCUCAGAACAGGUUCUUUAUCCCCAACCUAUAA